AUGCCCUUAUCCAACUUUAUAUCAGCAUUUCAGAAAUCUGUCGCCUUAACAGAAUUUUCUCAUACACAUCAAUUUCAUUCUAUGCCAAAUCUGAUUCCCAAAGUUCUUGUUGCUGUGGUGAGCGUCGCCCUCUUGGCUUCCGUAAGCCAGGCUGGUGGACACGGAGGUGGUGGUGGAUAUGGCGGUGGUGGUGGACACGGAGGUGGUGGAUACGGCGGAGGUGGAUACGGCGGAGGUGGUGGAUACGGCGGAGGUGGUGAACACGGAGGUGGUGGAUACGGCGGAGGUGGUGGACACAGAGGUGGUGGAUAUGGCGGAGGUGGUGGACAUGGAGGUGGUGGUGGUGGAUACGGCGGAGGUGGUGGAUACGGAGGAGGCUACGGAGGUGUUGGAGGAUCAUCGAAUAACAACUUCAACCUAGCUGGGCCUAAAGGUGGUGGACACGGAGGUGGUGGCUAUGGCGGUGGCGGACACGGAGGUGGUGGCUAUGGCGGUGGCGGACAUGGCGGUGGUGGCUAUGGUGGUGGUGGACAUGGUGGUGGUGGUGGCUAUGGUGGACAUGGCGGAGCGUACGGCAAAUAA
Messenger RNA from Procambarus clarkii (red swamp crayfish), 582 nucleotides. The record is from RefSeq and is a predicted model, not a curated record. Lineage: Eukaryota; Metazoa; Arthropoda; Malacostraca; Decapoda; Cambaridae.